UGGGCCGAAGAGCAGGUAGGAGGGAUCUUCGGAUCGCAUCCCAUUGGCUGCUGGAGAAAAACUGUAGCAAAACGGUCUGCAAUAGUUUAUUCUGUCUACGUGAGUUGAGUAAAACAAAACAAAAAACUCGAGCCAAAAAGCUAUGGCGUCUCAAACUAAGCCAGUUCUUCAUGGAUACUUCAGAAGUUCCUGCUCCUGGAGGGUUCGCAUCGCCUUUGCUCUCAAAGGCAUCGAAUAUGACCCAGUUCCAGUCAAUCUAAUCCAAGACGGAGGUCAGCAGCUUUCCGAACAGUACAAGAAAUUAAACCCCAUGCAACAAGUUCCUUCGGUUGAAAUUGAUGGCAUCACCGUUUCUCAGUCACUGGCUGUAAUCCAGUACGUCGAUGAGACCAGGCCGGGGCCUCGCCUCCUCCCCGCGGACCCAAAGGGUCGCGCCCAGGUUCGGAUGAUAAGUGACCUCAUUGCCUCUGGGAUACAGCCUCUGCAGAAUUUACACGUGCUCCAGAAAAUUGGAGCGGAAAAGGCGCAGUGGGCUCAGCACUUCAUUGAGCGCGGCUUCCAAGCUCUCGAGCCCAUUCUGAAGCAAACAGCGGGGAAAUACUGCGUAGGUGAUGAGAUAUCCAUGGCAGACAUCUGUCUGGUCCCACAAGUCUACAAUGCAGAGAGGUUCAAAGUGGAUGUUGGGCAGUAUCCAACCAUCAAAAGGUUAAACAGAACCUUACUUGAGAUGGAAGCGUUCAAAGUGACCCACCCAUCUUGCCAGCCAGACACGCCUGCUGAUCUGCGUUCAUAGAAUGACUCUGCAGCUUUAGAGACGGCCAUGCAGCUUGGUCACUUUGUUAAAUAAAUUGCUUAGAAAAUGAUCUCGCCUUGGAGUGUUACUGAAAAUAAAAGAUAUUUAUUGUC
Messenger RNA from Gasterosteus aculeatus aculeatus (three-spined stickleback), 906 nucleotides. RefSeq names its product glutathione S-transferase zeta 1 (gene gstz1). Gene Ontology annotation, biological process: L-phenylalanine catabolic process; glutathione metabolic process. Gene Ontology annotation, molecular function: glutathione transferase activity; maleylacetoacetate isomerase activity. Gene Ontology annotation, cellular component: cytoplasm; mitochondrion. The record is from RefSeq and is a predicted model, not a curated record. NCBI's taxonomy places the organism in Eukaryota, Metazoa, Chordata, Actinopteri, Perciformes, Gasterosteidae.